Messenger RNA from Fusarium poae, 1158 nucleotides. RefSeq lists its product as uncharacterized. The coding region runs from base 1 to 1158 and encodes 385 amino acids. NCBI's taxonomy places the organism in Eukaryota, Fungi, Ascomycota, Sordariomycetes, Hypocreales, Nectriaceae. Gene Ontology annotation, molecular function: glycosyltransferase activity. Gene Ontology annotation, cellular component: membrane. The record is from RefSeq and is a predicted model, not a curated record. The transcript has 2 exons.
AUGGCUGAGACAUGCAGCGACUAUGGUUCAUCGAGUUCAAUGUCUCGGCUAAGUAGUGAGGAAGAGAUGAAACUCAUGCCCAUAGAGACAUUCUCCGACGCAUCACCUUACCAGACCUACAAAAGUCAGAACCCCAGAAAGAAGUGGACAAUUUUGGUUAUUUCUACCGUGAGCUUCAUUAUCUUCCUCAUCUUUGCUUCCGUAUAUGGUUCCGAUCAAGGACCCAAGAAAGAAGAGGUGAUUGAAGAAAUAGUACAAGAGCCUCAGUUUGCUGAGAUUCGCAACAUCUCCACAUAUCAAGAAGCAGAAAGGAGUUGCGGGAAACGGGAUGAGGUCGCCAACAUCACCAUCUGGAACGACGUUGUCAACAAAACCAGUGACCUAAUGGAGGACAUGUUUACAAUUGCCAUUCAAACCUACAAGAGACCUAAACAGCUGAAAAAGACUCUCCAGCAUCUUAUCGAAAACAAGGUGCCAUCUUUGUACGAGAUUGUCAUUGUUUGGAACGAAAUAGAUGUCGAACCUCCGGCGGACUUUAUGAGUGAACACGGGGUUCUCGUUCGAUAUCGAAAAUCUGAAAAGAACAGCCUCAACCAAAAGUUCCUUCCUGAUCCCUACUACAGGACCCAAGGAAUCCUUCUUUCUGACGACGAUUGGAAUUAUAACACGACUGGAGAUCUCGAGUAUGUUUUUCAACAAUGGAGACGCGCGGGCAUGCAUCGCCUCACCGGAGCCUUUGCACGUUGUUGGACUGUGAACAAUGUCACCGAAACUCCCAUGUACAGCUACGACUGCAAGGGCCUGGAGACCUACAGUAUGAUUCUGACAGGUCUGGCCUUUACACACAUCUCUUAUUUGGAGUAUUACCACUCAGAAGACGACAUCAUGACCAGCGUUCGAGAUUUAGUGGACGAGAGUUUCAAUUGCGAAGACAUUGCACUCAACUUUGUCGCGAGUAUGUUGGCUUGUGAGGGACCGCUUAUGGUACUUGGAAGGAACAAGUUGGAUCAUCAAGCUGCUCGCUCGGGUAUCAGUACGAAACCGGGGCAUAUUUUACGGAGGAGUCAAUGUUUGAAGAAGUUUGUUGAUUUAUUUGGAUAUAUGCCACUCCAUGAAGUUGAAGGCUAUCUCAAGAGGGGCGUUUACAUAAAUGCAUGA